Protopolystoma xenopodis is the source of this 1236-nucleotide messenger RNA. The record is from the annotation of a GenBank genome assembly. NCBI's taxonomy places the organism in Eukaryota, Metazoa, Platyhelminthes, Monogenea, Polystomatidea, Polystomatidae.
AUGACUCCUCUUUCAACCCCCUAUAUAGCUUCGAAUAACCAAUGUGAGUAUUGUUUAUUUCGCUCCCAAGUGCUGGUGUGCGUUUUAGUGUCCAAGAUUGCGCAACUGUUCUUAAAUCGGCGACAGGCCCCAGAGUGUCGAGGCCAUGGCUACUUCGUCUGUCCCCUGUAUGUUGCUACAAGCUUAGGAUUUAGCCACAUCGGACUUUGCAGGUCUUUUGUCAAGGCAACCUUGAUGAAUUUACCGACCCUAGUCACACGUGAAUCACCGUCUCGACAUAACCUGAUAAGGGGUCUAGUGCACACAAAUCAAUCCGUACGGCGUGAUUCGGUGAUACCUUUACUCAACCUCCUGAGCAAAGUCGUUCAUUUCGUCUGCGAGAUAGGUAAGCCUCUACUUUUUAGCCAGUGCAUUUACUACUCCCCAGUCCCACACAGUCUUCUGAAUUCUCCACGGCCGAAGCGUUUGUCUGCUCGUCCCCCACCCGGCGGUUACACUCGCUUACUUGCCUCUCUUGGGUUUGAAGCAUCCGAGUCUGGCGACGAGUUUGGUAACGAUCGGGCCGGCAUUCCUAACCAGACGGUGACUCUGGCAGCUCCGUCUAACCGCAGACGCCGCCUACCUAACUCACGGCACGCGCCGCUUCACUGCUUCUCGGACGUCCAGCAUACUCAACUGUCUGCCGAACGGCCAAUUAAGAGACCCCGGAAAGAGCCCUUAUCUCGUCUUGUCUGUAGAGACGAGGAAGGUUGCGGAGAAAAAGAGAUGGAAGAGGAGGAGGCCGAGACAUCUGCGAAACGACGACUUGUUCAUGCUCUGGGCUCAGGUAUACCAAGUUCACUGUCACUUCAACCUUCUGACAUGACACCUGCUCAAAGCGUCCGCGAGUUAGCCCGAUGCCGCAAGCCCAGUUGGAAGCUUUCUCAGACUAUUGCGCCUAGCCCAACUCGCAUUCGUCGGCCUCGUGGCCGUCACUGCCUCAAUGGUGCUGCUGGCAAUGAAGGUGAUGGUAACAGUUACAGCGCUCUUGUAGCUUCUUCGAGUCGCUACAGUUCCGAGUCCACUCCAUUUGUUCAGUCUGCGGAGCUUGCUAACUCGAUUAGAACCUCGUCCAUUAAGCAAACAGGUGGAACGCGUCAGACGACAAGACCUGCUUUGGGUUGUUUAGAUAGGUUGGCCGAUCCCUUCUUGUCACAAGCAGAGAAAGAUGUAAGAUUUGAUUAUCCCUCUACAUGA